GUGAGAGGAGUGCGCAUGCGCGGCGCGUCCUGCCCUCUCCGCCUGUUUCUCCUUCAGUGUGUCCUCCUCUCUCAGAACCGGAGUCCCGCAGCCCGGAGACCGGAGACCAGAGCACGAGCGAUACCUGAGAAAGGAGCAAAGCAGGGUUUAAAGACGGACAGAAUGGAGGACGUGAAGAAAGGGAAGGAGACGCAGAUGAAAGAGAGUAAGCCCUGCUCUCACUGCCAGACCAAGAAGUGCGCUAGCAUGGCCGUCCCUCCUGCGUACGCUGACCUCGGCAAAUCCGCCAAAGAUAUCUUCAGCAAGGGAUAUGGAUUCGGGACGGUUAAACUGGACCUCAAGACCAAAUCUCAGAGUGGAGUCGAGUUCUCCACCGGUGGCUCCAGUAACACAGACACAGGGAAAGCGUCGGGGAAUCUGGAGACCAAGUAUAAAGUGAAGGAUCUUGGUCUGAACUUUAAUCAGAAAUGGAACACUGAUAACACUCUGACCACCGAGAUCUCCAUGGAGGACCAGCUGGCUAAGGGUCUGAAGCUGGGUCUGGACACCUCCUUUGUUCCCAACACCGGGAAGAAGAGUGCUAAGCUGAAGACGGGUUAUAAGCGGGAGUAUAUGAAUGUAGGUUGUGAUAUAGAUUUUGAUCUGGCGGGUCCUACGGUUCACGCUGCAGCAGUGCUGGGGUACGAGGGGUGGCUCGCCGGGUAUCAGAUGGCGUUUGAUACGGCAAAAUCCAAACUGGCCCAGAACAACUUCGCUCUGGGAUACAAGGCUGGAGAUUUCCAGCUGCACACCAACGUUAAUGAUGGAACGGAGUUUGGAGGCUCUAUCUAUCAGAAGGUGAACAGUGAGCUGGAGACGGCGGUGAAUCUGGCGUGGACGGCCGGCAGCAACAACACGCGCUUCGGCAUCGCCGCUAAAUACCAACUCGACAAGGACGCGUCCAUCUCUGCUAAAGUAAACAAUGCUAGUCUGGUUGGAGUGGGAUACACACAGGCUCUGCGACCAGGUGUGAAGCUCACUCUCUCUGCUCUGAUUGAUGCUAAGAACUUCAACGCUGGGGGGCACAAGGUGGGGAUGGGCUUCGAGCUGGAGGUGUGAAGAGAGAGAGAGAGAGAGAGAGAGAGAGAGAGAUCAGCAGCAGCAGGAAGACGAGAGGAACAGACAGAAACCACGACACGACCGAUCAUACAGACCUCCACCCUCAGACUCCACCUUUAUAGCUGCAUCUUCAGGUCUCUGACUCUCAGUCUACUCUACACCAGGGUUCAGACUGCAGCCAGUCACGUGACCGGCGCUGCACCCCCCCUCACACGUCUCACCAUCCACUCCACCUUCUGAUUAUAAACGUGAUUUUAGUUCCUCUGUCCUGAAGGUUUAAGGUUCUUUUAUAAAGCUGUGUGAUGUUGGAUUGUUUAGGAUGAUGUUCGUGUGUUUAAUUUCACAAAAUCUGAUCACAGCAGAUUCACUGUUCAGUAUCAGACAAGAUAACAGUCUGGUGUGAGUGAAUCUUCAGUUAGAGCUGCACGAUAUUGGGGAAAAAUUACAAUAAAUUGUGAUAUUUUGUUGUUCUGUGAUUUAAAUUUUGCAUUGUUCCUACAUGUCACAAUAUUUUGAGUAAAAUAAAUUAUAUUUGGUCGAUAUUUCUUUGUAUUGAGCAGCAAAAAAAGUAAAAAAAAAAAAAAAAAGUGUAAUAACAUUGCACAUUGGGAUAUCGAUACUAAAGCGAUUUAUCGCGCAGCUCUAUCUUCAGUAUCCUGUUGUUUAGAGAACAAAGUUUAAGGGAAUCCUCAUCUGAAAAACGUCCAACCCCGUCUCUUCAUAUCUCUGUGUGUAAAAAUCUUUUGAUUCUUUGUCAUUUUUAUUGCCAAACACAAAAAAACACAUAAUAUUUAAUCAUCAUUUCUUCACUGACCCAUCUGUGUUUCAGUAGGAGUUGGAGAGAUAAAGGGAGCGUUUCCUCUUUAUGUUUUUCUCUUUUUCUUCAUGUUUAAUUCUGUGUUGUGCUGGAUGAUGACUAGAUUUAAGAAAUUGAUAAACUGAUCUGUUCUGGAACCCAAUAAAGAGAGGAACGAUGA
This is a messenger RNA of Astyanax mexicanus (Mexican tetra), 2075 nucleotides long. RefSeq names its product voltage-dependent anion channel 3 (gene vdac3). Bases 16 to 1098 code for a protein of 360 amino acids. Gene Ontology annotation, biological process: monoatomic anion transmembrane transport. Gene Ontology annotation, cellular component: mitochondrial outer membrane. The record is from RefSeq and is a predicted model, not a curated record. The transcript is spliced from 10 exons. Gene Ontology annotation, molecular function: voltage-gated monoatomic anion channel activity. NCBI's taxonomy places the organism in Eukaryota, Metazoa, Chordata, Actinopteri, Characiformes, Acestrorhamphidae.